Rattus rattus (black rat) is the source of this 2159-nucleotide messenger RNA. Its product is annotated as probable inactive 1-aminocyclopropane-1-carboxylate synthase-like protein 2. Gene Ontology annotation, biological process: biosynthetic process; amino acid metabolic process. The transcript has 15 exons. Gene Ontology annotation, molecular function: transaminase activity; pyridoxal phosphate binding. Bases 34 to 1887 code for a protein of 617 amino acids. The record is from RefSeq and is a predicted model, not a curated record. Lineage: Eukaryota; Metazoa; Chordata; Mammalia; Rodentia; Muridae.
CUAGGGGGGCGUAAGGAUUUAGACUUUAUAGACAUGAGUGAAAAUGGAAAAGAAGGCUCCAGCCAGGCUGCCAAGACUGAAAGCAGCACCCAGACUCCAAGUCACUGGGAAAGCAUCCACUUCAAACCCCAGGAUCAGCUAAAGAAGAGGUCCUCCAGAAAGAAGGCCUUCAAAAUACUGCAGGAGAAGAUGUUGAAGUUGCAGUGUGCCUUCAUGGACCACUUCUUGCAGCGGACAAGCCAGCAGAUGCAGUGCCUCCCACCAGGAGAUCAGCAAUGCACACGAGCCUCCAGGAAGCAGGAAAAGAAGAUGGGCUUCUUACUGUCUCAGAUCAUCAACCACAUAUGGUCUAACACUGUAAAGAAACUGAAGUUCAAAGUGCCUCCUCUCCCUUGCUCGGACUCUAGAUGUGGCAUCAAGACUGGGCACCAGGCCUUGUCAUCUUGGCAGACUGGCCAACCCAGGCCUAGGCUGGGUGACUUUGAGGAUGCCUUUGCCGACCGCACCCUAUCCAAGCGUGGGACUGGCAUCUAUGAGUUUUACCACUUAAGCUUUCAGGGCUAUGAGGCCUAUCAGAUGGACAAGUACCACCAAGAUAAGAACCCUUCGGGCUACAUCAACCUUAGUACCAGCGAGAACAAGCUUUGCCUUGAUCUGAUAACAGCAAGGUUGACUCAGUGCGACAUGAACUUCCUUGAUGAGGCCCAGCUGCAGUACUCUGACUGGAAAGGAGAACCAUCCCUUCGGGAAGAGCUGGCUAGUUUCUUGACCCACUACUGCAAGGCACCUACACCCCUUGAUCCAGAAAAUGUGGUAGUUCUAAAUGGCUGCUCCUCGGUCUUUUCUUCGCUGGUCAUGGUUCUGUGUGACCCAGGUGAUGCCCUUCUGAUCCCCACACCGUGCUAUAAUGGCUUCACCUUCAGUUCCUACCUCUAUUCAAAAGUCGAGCUUAUUCCUGUCUACUUGGAGAGCCAGGUCACCGAGACCAACAAGUAUUCUUUCCAACUCACUGUGGACAAGCUCAAGCUUACCCUGACCCAGGCUAAGAAGAAGGGAAAAAAGGUCAGAGGCCUUGUGCUUAUCAACCCCCAGAAUCCUCUGGGUGAUGUCUACACUCAAGGGUCACUGCAAGAGUACCUGGUCUUUGCCAAGAAGCACAAGCUGCAUGUGAUCAUGGAUGAGAUUUACAUGCUGUCCGUGUUUGAGCCAACUGUCACAUUUCACAGCAUCCUGAGCAUAGAAAACUUGCCUGAUCCUAACAUGAUCCACAUGAUCUGGGGCACCAGUAAGGAUUUCGGCAUGUCUGGCAUCCACUUUGGUGUUCUCUAUACACACAACAAGGAGGUAGCCUCUGCCAUGAAAGCUUUCGGCUACCACCAUAGUGUCUCUGGCAUCACUCAGUACAAGCUACGCCAACUGCUCCAGGACAAAGAGUGGAUCAAUAAGGUGUACCUGCCUAAAAACCACAGCCGGCUCCGGAAGGCUUACAACUAUGUCACCAAGAUGCUGGAGGACUUGAAGAUUCCCUUUUGCAACUGUGGCUCUGGCCUCUUUGUCUGGAUCAACUUGAAAGCCUAUCUGAAUCCAUGCACGUUUGACCAAGAGCAGAUCCUUCACCAGCGCUUCCAGGACAAAAAGCUGCUGUUAUCCAGUGGCAAAUCCUUUAUGUGCAUAGAACCUGGCUGGUUCCGCCUCGUCUUUGCAGAAAAACACCCUAAACUACAAGUGGCCAUGGGUCAGUUCUGCCAGGUGCUUGCUGAGCACAAAAAAGGCGAGAUAACAGAACAGCAGGAGAAGUCAACUGGGACGGACGAUGUAGAUGGCUGCCUCCACCCAGUGGCUCCAGACAGCCCGCUGUCUCUUGCUCAGGCCCCCCCACAAAAGUAGUCUCGUGGGCAGGAGACAGUAGGAGGAAUUGGAGCCACUGUGCUUUGACCUCGCUCAUCAAGCCCCCUAAGCUGAGUGUCUGACAUUUUUAGAAGCCUUGUUUCUUUUAGCCUUUGCUACCUGUCCUGCGCUCACACAUGGCGUUUUUAUUGUGGUAGGAGGGGUAAGGCCUAAGGAACCCCAGAGUGGUGAAUGCAGUCCCCUGGAUUCCUUUUUAGAUAGCUUUGUUUUAUACUCACCAUUUAAUAAAAGUCUUGGCUCUGUUUUCUCCA